AUGCUGGAUUGGUUACAACCAUGCUUAACUGCAGAUGUUAGUAAUGAUUUAAGUAGCUCUGGUUUUACUGCUGGUUCUACAAACCUCUACCCAGUUGUCCAAGUCAUUCGCGAGGCUGCUAUUGCAAAGAUAGCUGUGUAUGUGGUUGUCGUGACAGCUGUAACUGAUCUUGAUAGUGUUUCGGAUACCUUUGAAACACAUGAGGAACAUCCUUUAGUGAUUGAAGAAGGUCUUUAUGCUGGUACGGGAGAUAAAAAUCUCAAACUUUCACUGAAAAAAGUUCCCAAAUUGGUAGUCGUGUCACCACAGUUUAGGACCCAAGCUGGUAGUCAUGUCAUCACAGUCCGCACUAGUAGUGAUUGCAAAGUUGUUGUGGUUAUAGAGUCACCAACAGAAGCUGCACCAGCCCCCGACUUUCUUCUGGGGGUUAUUUUCAUGGCAACCGCCUCGGCGUCAUUUACUUCUUCAAAAGAGACAACCAACUAUGCUAGGCUGUGCCGCCUCCUGGUUGAUGUUGGAUCUCAGGUGCUCCGGUCCACCUUUGACAAAAUACAUCCACCAGCAACUCUACACAAAGUUUUGGGAAAAACCUCUGUGCACCACGCCACCUUGCAUUCACUGUACAAAGGGAAGAAGAAGGUGUUGAAUCCAACUCAAUGGAGUAAACUGUAUCCUGCUCAUUCACCUGUGUCAUCGGCGACUUUUGACAUCACGCUCCUAACGGUGCUGCUCAGAAAUAUCUGUGGUUUGAGCCCUCCUGCUACUGGUUGGGAUCGUCUUCCCCCAGCUGCAAAUACAAGCAUUGCAGAUGACAUCGCCAGAGUGAAGUAUUACAGGAACACGGUAUACGGCCAUGCCUCUCAAGCCGCUGUGGACGACAUAAGCUUCAGUUCUUAUUGGCAGGAGAUACGACAAGCUUUGGUGAGACUGGGAAAAGCUCAUCUUCGGACAGAUAUAGAUAAUCUUGAGCACGACUGCAUGGAUCCGGAUAUCGAGGAGCACUAUCGUGAACUGAUGAAACAAUGGAAGAAAGACGACGACAACAUCAAGGAAAAGGUUGAAGAAAUGGAAGCGAGCAUUAGAGACUCUAUGGAGAAGAUCAUAGUGCCUCUGAAAACCACUAUAGAAAAAGACCUCAGAGACACAGCGGGGAAGAUAGAGAGUGACAUGAAAGAGAUGCAGGAAAAGCUUGGUUGCUUAUCGGCCUCAGUUGAGAAAAGUGCUAAAGAAGCGAGCAUUAGAGACUCUGUGGAGAAGAUCAUAGUGCCUCUGAAAACCACUAUAGAAAAAGACCUGAGAGACUCAGCUGGGAAGAUAGAAAGUGAAAUGAAAGAGAUGAAAGAAAAGCUUGGUUCCCUAACGGCCUCAGUUGAGAAAAGUGGGGAAAAAGUUAGGUUAUGCAAGCACAGUAUUCUAUCCCUUGCCGUUGUGUCAGGAAAGCGCUUACAAAGAGUCCAGAUUGUAUGCGCGGGUUAUGUACUAGGUCGCUAUGCGAAAGAAGCAGACUGCUUACAACUGGGCUGGCUACCGGUGAUAGAGCGUAGAAGUUAUCAGUUACUGCAGUGCGUAUUGAAAGCACUAUAUUUUGACUAUUGGCCACAGUACUUAAAACUCGAACAACACGUACCAGCAAGAAAUCUACGGUGGUCCUGUGAAGUCAGAUUAAAGGUGCCCAUCGAAACUGGUACUUUUCAAGACAGCUCAGCAGCCAUUUUCAAUGCAUUACCAAGUUAUCUGCGGAACUGUACGGACUUUCGAUCCUUUAAGAGUAAUUUGACAUCAUAUCUUUUUAAUAACGCUGGAAAGAGAUUAGAAACAUGA
This is a messenger RNA of Stylophora pistillata, 1821 nucleotides long. RefSeq lists its product as uncharacterized. The record is from RefSeq and is a predicted model, not a curated record. Lineage: Eukaryota; Metazoa; Cnidaria; Anthozoa; Scleractinia; Pocilloporidae. Gene Ontology annotation, molecular function: protein binding.